Acanthosepion pharaonis is the source of this 1176-nucleotide messenger RNA. NCBI's taxonomy places the organism in Eukaryota, Metazoa, Mollusca, Cephalopoda, Sepiida, Sepiidae. The record is from the annotation of a GenBank genome assembly.
AUGUCUUCCUUUCAUGGUGAAAAUAUUUUGCCAUUGCUUUUUUUCAUAAAUUCUUUCUUUCUUGAUGAAAAUAUUUCUUUCUUUUCUAUUUAUCUUAAUUUCUUCCUUUCAUUUUUUCCUUUUCAUUUUUUUUUUAAAUUUCUUCCUUUCUUUGGGAAAUAUUUUUCCUUUUCUUUCUUUGUUAUUGUUUGUCUCUUAAUCUAUUCCUUGUUUCAUAUUUUUAAUCACACCUGUCUUUUUCUUUACCUGUUUAAUCAUUCCUUCCAGUGUUUUUUUUUUCUUUUAUCCUUAAUUUCUAUUUUCUUAUUUCUAUUUCCUCCAUUCUUUUUUACUUUAUCUAUUUCAUUUAUAAUUUCAUUCUGUCUUUCCUUCUUUAAUUCUUUGUUACGUUAUUAUUUACUAUCUUUGUCUAAGUUCUUCCUUUAUUUACGUUCAUUUCUUUUUCUUUCUUUCUUUCUUUCUUUCUUUCUUUCUUUCUUUCUUUCUUUCUUUGAAAUCUUUCAUCCAACAUUUCUCUCUCUCUCUCUCUCUCUCUCUCUCUCUCUCUCUCUCUCUAUCUAUCUAUCUAUCUAUCUAUUUAUCUAUCUAAACUAUCUUAUAAUUCUGUCAGUUUUCGAUCCAUAUUCAAUAAUUGAACCCAUAUAUCUAUCUAUCUAUCUAUCUAUCUAUCUAUCUAUCUAUCUAUCCUUUGUUCAUUUCUCUUACAUAUUAUUCCACACAACCAGCACUGAUGGAUUUCGUUUCCUUCUUUCUUUCUGCCCACCCUCCCGUUUUUUUUUUCUUUCAUUAAGUGAUCGAUUCAUUAAAUUAAGCAAUCAAUUCAAAAUGUCCAUUCAUCUAACAACUCCGUUGGUCCAUAAUUUUCUCUUUUAUCUCUGGCGAUCAUGUUUCUUCCAUUCAAACAAUUCCUCAUUUGCCGAUUCGUAUUACUUGAUUCACUCCCUUCAUUGCUUUUUAUUUUCGUUCAUUUAUUUCCCACCUUUUAACCUCUUCUUUUUACACGAUAAUUUUUUCGCUUGUUUCAAUCUCAAUUCUUCUUCUUUCUCUUUGAUCAUUCAACCGUCCAUUUCCACAUCCACCCCUACACAUUACUUCUCUGCCUCUUUCUUUUAUUUCUUUCUGGUUCUCUUUCUUAUUUUCGUUCCAAGCGAUUCACAGAUCGAUAAACCGAUAUGA